Erinaceus europaeus (western European hedgehog) is the source of this 2510-nucleotide messenger RNA. It is a transcript of the gene MGAT4B, whose product is annotated as alpha-1,3-mannosyl-glycoprotein 4-beta-N-acetylglucosaminyltransferase B. Gene Ontology annotation, cellular component: endoplasmic reticulum; Golgi stack; endoplasmic reticulum-Golgi intermediate compartment. NCBI's taxonomy places the organism in Eukaryota, Metazoa, Chordata, Mammalia, Eulipotyphla, Erinaceidae. Gene Ontology annotation, biological process: protein N-linked glycosylation. Gene Ontology annotation, molecular function: acetylglucosaminyltransferase activity. The coding region runs from base 299 to 2107 and encodes 602 amino acids. The record is from RefSeq and is a predicted model, not a curated record. The transcript has 15 exons.
CGACUCCGCGGCAGCCGGGAGCCUCCCGGGCCGCGGCCCUAGGCUCUCGGCCCGCCCAGCCCCGCCCGGCCCGCCCGGCCCGCCCGGCCCGCCCGGCCCAGCGCGGCCGCCCGGCGGAGAGAGGCAGCCCGCCUCCCCGCGUCCGGAGUACCGCGCCCCGCCGCCGCCGCCCGCCGCCCGGGGGCCGGGGCCCCCGCCCGCCCGCUUGCCCGGCCCCGCGUCCCGGCCCCGGCCCCGGCCCCCGCGUCCCGGGCCAUGCGGCCUCGGCCCCGCCGGCGCCCGCCGCGCUCCCGGGGAGAUGAGGCUCCGCAAUGGCCCCUUCCUGACGCUGCUGCUCUGCUGCCUGUGCGCCUUCCUCUCGUUGUCCUGGUACGCGGCGCUCGGCGGCCCCAAAGGCGAUGUGGUGGACGUGUACCAGCGUGAGUUCCUGGCGUUGCGGGACCGCCUGCACGCGGCUGAGCAGGAGAGCCUCAAGCGCUCCAAGGAGCUCAACCUGGUGCUGGACGAGAUCAAAAGGGCCGUGUCUGAGAAGCAGGCGCUGCGUGAGGGCGGCGCAAACCGCACCUGGGCCCGCCUGACCGAGGACCUGCGGCUGAAGCCCUGGAAUGCCUCGCAGAAGCACGUGCUGCACCUGCCCACCAUCUUCCACCACCUGCCACAUCUGCUGGCCAAGGAGAGCAGCCUGCUGCCCGCGGUGCGUGUGGGCCAGGGCCGCACCGGAGUGUCCGUGGUCAUGGGCAUCCCCAGCGUGCGGCGGGAGGUGCACUCCUACCUGACAGACACGCUGCACUCGCUCAUCUCCGAGCUGAGCCCUCAGGAGAAGGAGGACUCGGUCAUCGUGGUGCUGAUUGCUGAGACUGACCCCCAGUACACCUCCAUGGUGACGGAGAACAUCAAGGCCAUGUUCCACUCUGAGAUACAUUCUGGGCUCCUGGAGGUCAUCUCACCUUCCCCCCACUUCUACCCUGACUUCUCCCGCCUCCGAGAGUCCUUCGGGGACCCCAAGGAGAGAGUCAGGUGGAGGACCAAACAGAACCUUGACUACUGCUUCCUCAUGAUGUAUGCACAGUCCAAAGGCAUCUACUACGUGCAGCUGGAGGAUGACAUUGUGGCCAAGCCCAACUACCUGAGCACCAUGAAGAACUUUGCGCUGCAACAGCCCUCAGAGGACUGGAUGAUCCUGGAGUUCUCCCAGCUGGGCUUCAUUGGGAAGAUGUUCAAGUCUCUGGACCUGAGCCUGAUUGUGGAGUUCAUCCUCAUGUUCUACCGGGACAAGCCCAUCGACUGGCUCCUGGACCACAUUCUGUGGGUGAAGGUCUGCAACCCCGAGAAGGACGCGAAGCACUGUGACCGGCAGAAGGCCAACCUGCGGAUCCGCUUCAAGCCCUCACUCUUCCAGCACGUGGGCACCCACUCCUCGUUGGCCGGAAAGAUCCAGAAGUUGAAGGACAAGGACUUUGGGAAGCAGGCGCUGCGGAAGGAGCAUGUGAACCCGCCGGCCGAGGUGAGCACCAGCCUCAAAACCUACCAGCACUUCACCCUGGAGAAGGCCUACCUGCGUGAGGACUUCUUCUGGGCCUUCACGCCGACUGCAGGCGACUUCAUCCGCUUCCGCUUCUUCCAGCCGCUGCGUCUGGAGCGUUUCCUUAUCUGCCAAGUGGGGCUCCUGGUGAUGGCUGCCUUGUUAAGACUCUGCAGUGCGUGUCCCCUCUGUGUCUGCCAGCACCCCCACAGCCCUGGCAGCUCAGGCGUGUCUGCCUGCAGGUUCUUCUUCCGCAGUGGCAACAUCGAGCACCCAGAGGACAAGCUUUUCAACACGUCUGUGGAAGUGCUGCCCUUCGAUAACCCCCAGUCUGACAAGGACACACUACAGGAGGGCCGCACAGCCACCCUGAGGUACCCACGGAGCCCCGACGGCUACCUUCAGAUUGGCUCCUUCUACAAGGGUGUGGCGGAGGGCGAGGUAGACCCGGCCUUUGGGCCUCUGGAAGCCUUGCGCCUCUCCAUCCAGACAGACUCUCCGGUGUGGGUCAUUCUGAGUGAGGUGAGGGGUUGGGCAGGCCGACUAAGCCCGGGGCUUCCGAGGGUGUGCUUCCCAGGGCCCUGAGGCCCACACCCCCCCAGGCGUGGCAUGUGGUACCAGGGCUGCCCCUGGAGGGCCAGGCACCACUGCCUCAGCCUGAGGGGUUCAGCCUGAUGACCCCUUGGCCGGCCUGGGGUCACUGCUGGCCCGGAGGCCCCAGAAGCUGGUGCUGCCCUGCCCGCCGGGCCGUGGUCCCCACACUGUGCCUGAGGCCGGCCCGUCUGGCCGGAACUGUUCACAGCUGGCCGCUGGAGCCAGGCUGUUUGAGAAGAGCUUUCUCCUGGGUGCCCGCUGCCCCGGCGCGAACACUGGAAUGCAUAUACUACUUUAUGUGCUGUGUUUUUUAUUCUUGGAUACAUUUGAUUUUUUCACGUAAGUCCACAUAUACUUCUAUGAGAGCGUGACUUGUAAUAAAGGGUUAAUGAAG